Molecule: messenger RNA, 1043 nt
Organism: Leptinotarsa decemlineata (Colorado potato beetle)
Lineage: Eukaryota; Metazoa; Arthropoda; Insecta; Coleoptera; Chrysomelidae
Product: transmembrane protein 64
Biological process (GO): regulation of cytosolic calcium ion concentration
Cellular component (GO): endoplasmic reticulum
Source: RefSeq, a predicted model, not a curated record
GAAAAGUAUGGUUAUAUUAUUUUUUGCAAAACAGUAAAUAAUUAAUUAGUUGCACAGAUUUGAUUUGUUUAUUCUUCUGUGCUACUAUGCAAUCUGUAAUUAAUAACAGUUAGUACCAUGUUUUUGAUUAUUAGCGGUUGAAGCAAAAAUUUUAAGAGAUAACAGAACUGGAUAGAUAACAUUUGAUUUUCAAUUAUGUUUCAAUUAUUUACCUGAAGAAUGAAGAUAACCUUCGAUGAAUAUGAGAGUAAAAUAGACCAACCAAAAGAGAAAUGCAGUACAUUACGGUCAAGGAUAUGCUUCCUGUCAUUAUGUCGACUGCUAGCUUUAAUCUGUACAAUAUCAGUCAUUCUUUGUAUCCUUUUACUUUGUAAAACUUAUAUUAGGUUUGUCUUGCUAUGGCUGGAGAAGCAAGACACGUUUGUGAUUUCCACCACAAUUUGUUUUCUUUUCAUUAUUGUCUCUCUUCCUAUCAGUAUAGGUUAUAUUGUUCUAGUUGUUGCUACAGGAUAUUUAUUUGGUCUAGCUAGAGGUUUAAUGUUAACGGUUUUUGGGGCAAACCUGGGUCUUUUAGUAGCUCACAAUAUUUUGAAGGUGAUUGGCCAUCAUCAUCGCAUUCGUAAAUAUACUCAAAAUGACAUGGCCCUCGCCAUAAUGCGAGUGAUUUCUGGUCCACUAUGUUUCAAGAUUGUCUUCUGUUCAAGACUGACUCCUAUUCCAUUUGGAUUGCAAAAUACAAUAUUUGCUAUGAGCAACGUUAGUGCCAAAAUAUACCAUUUAGCUUCUCUUUUGGGCCUUUUUCCUGCUCAGUUUGUUGCUGUCUAUGUUGGCUCAACUUUGCGCUCUAUGCAAGAUGUUAUUGAAAACAGGCACAUUUCUUCAACAACAUAUUUAUUUGCCACAUUGCAGGUAUGUGAACAAGUAACUUUUGCACAGUAGAAUAAUACAACCACGUGAUACGUCCGAGUUGCCGGAGACCUUCAACCGCUCUUAGGAUGAGAUUCUCAUUCAAUCCGUUCAGUGCUGUAAUAUCGAAGGAUUUG